AUGUUUGGUAGUGAAGAGCAUGCAUUGAGUGUUCACAACUCACUAAACUUCUUUGAAUUAGAUAGAGCAGCACCAGUUCAACAUUGGAUGAUAAUGCCAAACAUGGGUCUCUUGAUUGCUUCGAGGGACAAUAUCAUACUACACGUUCUUAGUUCUGCACAGAACUUCACAUAUUUACCACUGCGAUCAACUCCUCCACCGCAGUAUCAGCAUGUUGCUAUUGCUAUCGAACACGUUAAUAAUAAUCACUACGUCCAGGUUUCCUUAGCUGGGGGUUACCCGAUGCCUACCAUUAUGCCUCAGUGGAAUUACUUCAGGUAUGAGUGCGCAGCUGCAUGGGCUUUACCAUAUAUGGAACAACUUGAUGUAUACAUACAGCAUACUCGUUCUAGGUUUCCUCCUGAAACUAUUGUGGUAGAAGAUUAG
Molecule: messenger RNA, 426 nt
Organism: Tripterygium wilfordii
Lineage: Eukaryota; Viridiplantae; Streptophyta; Magnoliopsida; Celastrales; Celastraceae
Exons: 1
Coding region: 1-426 (141 amino acids)
Source: RefSeq, a predicted model, not a curated record